GUGCUGGGCCUGCUGCGCAAGUAUCUGGGCGAGUAUGUCCGCAACAUCCCAGACGAGGCCCUCAAGAUCAGCGUCUGGCAAGGCGACGUGGUGCUGCGGGACCUGCAGCUGAAGGAGGAGGCGCUCAACCGCCUGCGCCUGCCCAUCGCCGUCAAGGCCGGCUUCAUCGGAUCCGUCAACCUCAAGGUGCCAUGGAGUCGCCUGGGAGUGGAGCCGGUGGUGCUGCUGCUGGACCGAGUCUUCAUCCUCGCCCACCCCUCCUCCGCCCCCGCCUCCGCCUCUCAUCAGUCAGCGGAGGAGGAGGAGCAGCAGCGCCUGGAAGCAAAGAGGCGCAGAAUAGAGGAGGCGGAGGUGGCAAUGCUGGAAGCAAGGGAGCGACAGAAGGCAGGAGGCGACGGGCAGGCGGGCAGUGGGGCAUCAUGGAUAUCAUCACUGAUCGCCACCAUAGUGGGCAACAUCAAGAUCUCAUUCACCAACGUGCACAUCCGAUACGAGGACCCCGGCAGCCUGUCGGGCCGCCCGUUCUGCACGGGGGUGACACUGGCGCGGCUGGCAGCGGUGACCACGGAUGAGAACUGGGUGGAGACAUUCGUCACCAGCGGGGCGCUUGACAGCCUUUACAAGGCGGUGCAUUUGGAGCGGCUGGCAGUGUAUCACGACAGCAACAGCGGGCCGUGGGACCCACACACCGCGUGGGAUGCCAUGCAAGGCGCGCAGUGGAGCGAGGUAUUCGAGGCGGGCAUUCAUGAGGAGGCGCCACCCAGUGCAGGUGCUACUGACUGGGCGGCGAAUCGGCAGUUUCUGCUGCACCCGGUGGACGGCAGGAUGCGGUACGAGCGGCGCAGCAAGAAGGAGAGGCGGCGUGACGACGUGCCCUUCCAGACGGCCGCCCUGCAGCUGGGGCAGGUGGCGCUCACUCUCUCACAGACGCAGUAUUCGGACGGGAUGCGGUUCAUGGAGGCGGCAGCGCUGUACCGUCGCCGUGUGGACGUGGCUCACCUGCGCCCGCGCCUGCCCGUGCGCUCCCACGCCGCCCUCUGGUGGCGCUUUGCUGCGCGCGCCCUGCUGCAACAACACCACGCCCUCAGGCCCACGAUGACAUGGAAGGGCAUCAAGGACAGCUGCACCAUGAGGCGCCGCUACGUGGCGGCAUACGCACAGGCGCUGCUGGACGCGUGGGCGUCGGGCGCUCCUGUGAAGCCGGGCGCGGUGGCGGACAGUGCUGAGAUGCGCUCCAUCGAGGCGCUCGUCAGCGUGGAGGUCGCCCUGCUCUGGCGCAUGCUGGCGCACUCGCAGGCGGAGCGCAGCCGCCCCAAGGCACAGCGGCAGGCAGUGCAGCCCAAGGCCAAGGGGUGGUUCGCGUCCUGGCGAGGGGCGUCCGUAGCGGAGGCAGGGGGUGGCGAGGGGGUGGAGGAGGAGGGGGGGGCGGGGGGGUUGAGUGCGGAGGAGUGGGAGAAGAUAGAGGAGCUGGUGCGAGCGGGGGAGGAGGCGCAGUACGAGCCGGGGCAGGCGGCGGCGGGGGCGGUGCAGAUGGCGGUGCAGGUGGGCAUGGAGUGCUUCCGCGCGCGCCUGGUGGACGGGGGGGCGGGCGUGGACGUGGUGUGUGGGUCGUGCCACCACCUGCACGUGGCGCUGCGCCUCUACCCCCUCAUGCUCAAGGCCGAUGUCAGCCUGCGCCUCUACGACCUCUCCGUGCCUGAAGGCACUCUCAUUGAGAGUGUGAGCAGGGAGGGCAAGGAGGCAGCGCUGACAGCAUCAUUCGUGCAGCACCCCAUCGAUGAACACCUCGACUGGAUGCUCAUCGCCGCCCUCUCGCCCUGCCACGUCACGCUGUGGCGGCGCAGCAUAGACCGAGUGCUGCACUUCCUGCGGGCGGGUCAGCAGGCCACGCCUGCCGUCGCACUCGAGACCGCCGCCGCCCUACAGAGCAAGCUAGAGGACGUGCGGCGGCAGGCCCAGCAGCAGCUGCAGCAGGUGCUUCAGCGACGCACCAGGUUCUCCAUAGACCUGGACGUGGACGCACCCAAGGUGGCCAUCCCCGCUGACCCCUCACCCCAUGGGGAGCCGCCCACCCAGCUGCUGCUGGACUUCGGCCACUUCACACUCAAGACCGACCAGUGGCUGGCCAUUGCUCAUGCUUUGCCAUCUCAUCUCACCGUUGCCACGGCCCUGUCACCACCUCACCGCUCCCCCACCCGUCCCCUUACCCCGCGCCUGCAGGAUGACCCAUCAGCGGAGGGCAGCGAGGCGGCGGCGGCAGCAGCACUGUACACGCGGUUCAAGAUCACGGCCACUGACAUCUCCAUGUCCGUCGCUGAUGGUGCCUUUGACUGGCGCCGCUACCAGCAACAGCAGCACGGUGGCAUGGAUGGGGAGGAGGGUGCAGGGGAGGGCGGAUCAGGGGGGCUGCGCCUGGACUUGCUGCAGAAGUGUGGCCUCUCUGCUGUGCUGCACCAGGUGGGCUCUCUGCUGUGCUGCACCAGCUACCCCACCACACGCAUCGCCGUGUGGCUGCCAUGCCUCGCCUUCCACUACUCGCCCGCCCGCUACCGCCGCCUCAUGCGCGCCCUCCGAGCGCUCUCCCCCGCGCCGCCUCCUGCUGCUGAAGCCGAGGAUGCAGAGGGCGGGAUGGCGGGUGAGGGUGAUGGGGCGGUGGCGGUGCGGCGAUGGCAGCAGGCGGACCAGGCGGGGGAUGUGUGCCUGCUGCAGUGGACGCGCAUAGGCAGUGCAGCGGAGUGGGUGCCGUACUGGGCGGCACUGGUGGGGCCCACACUGUACCUGCUUGACCAUCCCGAGGCCACCAAGCCACACAAGCAAAUCAAUCUGAGCAGCGCCAUGGGGGUGCUGGACGUGCCCCCGCAGCACAUAGCGGGCUACCACCACGUCAUUGCCCUCGCCGCCAGGGGGGCUCAACCUGCCAAGGUGGUGCUGUCAGGGCAGGCGGUGGUGCUGCGACUCAAGUCGGAGGCCAUCAAGGCGCACUGGGCUGCACGCCUCACAACCGCACUCUACCACGCCUCUGCGCCUGCCUCCAUGGACCUCCUCACCAACGAUGCCUUCUCCACCGAAGCACCUGAUGGAGCACCUGAAGAAGCACCUGGUCAGAUGCCGCCCGCCUCACCUGAGCGACAUCUGGCCUCAAGAGAGCCUUUGUCGCCGUCUGUGCGUGCGGCGCCCGUGGUGGUGGAGGGGGAGGGCAUGGCGGCGGGAGCAGCAGCGGGGGCGCAGGAGAAGCCGUUUCUGUACAUCAUGGGCGCCCUGGACGACCUGCGCCUCGCCAUCAGCUCCGUGCGGCGCGGGGCGGCAUCGUGGGACGAGGAGGAGAGGAUCAUAGAAAUCCGGGCGGCGGGGGGCAAGGUGGAGGUGCAGCAGCGUUCAGCGGACGUGGCGGUGGGGGUGGGUGUGCGAGAGGUGGAGGUGGAGGACUUCUUCCAGGGCGCUGGCCCGCUGGCUGCCACCUGCCGCCUCAUGGCGCGCUCCCUGCUCGCCCCCCAUGGCGCUCCUACUGCUGCUGCUGCUGCUGCUGCUGCUGCAGCUCCGCGCAAAAGAGGGGAACGGGAGGGCGGGGAGGAGCAGCAGAAGGAGCUGGAUGCGGGGGAGGUUGUGCGUGGCGAUGGUGGGAGCAGUGGUGGUGAGAGUGGCAGGCACACGCGUGCAGUUGUGGCGCCUGGGGCUGAGCAGGUGGCACCAGACGUGAGCACAAUGGAGACAACAGAGGGCCCUGAGACAGGGGAUGAGGGCACGAAAGAGGAGGAAGGCAAGGAGAGCAAGGGGGGCGGGGAUGAGGAAGAGGAAGAGGAUGACGAUGGAUUUGCAGACGCAGAGGCGGAGUUCCUGCUGUCACCCACAUCAUCAGGGGCGUCCACACCACGCCACGGUGCAGCAGCAUUCGAGGGCGAGGCGGCGGGGGGCUACGGCGGAGCGGCGGAGUUCUUUGAUGCGCGCGACUUCGCUCUGGACGACGGCGACGCCGCCAACGUGCCCAGCUUUGGGCGUGCUGGGCGGCUGCUGCCGGACAUGGGGUGGCAGCAUGCGGGGGCGAGCAGGCGGCGCAAGAGGCAGGGGGAAGGCGAGGAGGAAGAAGGGGGGGCAGGCGGGGAGGAGGAGGAGGGGGAUUUUGUGGUGGUGCAGAUCGGCAUGUACCAGCCGUCAUCGCCCAGCUACACUGGCGUUGACACUCAGGUGCGCUGCUGGGAUGCUAAUUGUCGUUGCCUUGUCCACACGCUUUUCCCCUCGCCACUCCUCUCGUCCAUGCUCUCCCACCCACCCACCUCUGUACCACUGCUCUGCUUCCCUAUGUGCUGCUGUGCGUGUGCUGCCGUGUAUGUAUAUGCGCGAGUGCAGGUGGCGGUGGAGAUGGCAACGCUAGAGUUUUUCUGCAACCGUCUCUCCAUCGUAGCUCUCAUGGAACUCUCCACCUACCUCUCGCCACCGCCUCUCCCCUCCUCGCCUGCUGCCGCCACCGCCACACAGCCGUCUCACACAACAGGCGCAGCUCCUAUGCCUCCCACUGCUGACCUCCCGGCCCCUGCUCUCCUGCCUGCUGCUCCUGCUGCUGAUAUUGGCAGUCCUGGGAUGGGAGGCAGCAGCAGCAGGGGGGGGGAUGAAGGGCGGAAGGGAGAGGGUGUGGAGGAGAAGGGGGAGCGGGAGGGGCAGAUGGGGCGGGAGGCGGUGAAGGGGCUGUUGGGGCGGGGCAAGGCGAGGGUGGUGUUUGGGUUGCACAUGGCCAUGCAGCACGCUCGCAUCUUCCUUCACCUCGAAGAUGGCAGGCAACUCGCCAUGCUGGAGCAGGAGAGGCUGAGCGUGCAGGUCAAGGUAUUCCCUGCAUCGACACGUGUCAACGCCUCAUUGGGCAAUCUGCGGCUGUGCAACCUGCAGCUGCCACCAUCCCACCCCUGGCGCUGGUUCUGUGACCUGCGGGACAAGCAGAGCGCCUCACUGGUUGAGAUAGAGUACAAUUCGUACAACCCCGACGAUGACGACUACGAGGGCUUUGAGUACAGCAUUGAUGGCAAGCUCUCUGCCGUGCGCCUCAUCUUCCUCUACCGCUUCGUGCAAGAGUUCAUGGCGUACUUCUGGGGGCUGGCAGCGCCGGGGGUGAGGCAGGAGAUGGUGGUGCGAGUGGUGGACGCGGUGGGCGGCAUCGAGCGGCGCAUCCAGCAGUGGGAGGUGGCCGGCAGCAGCGGCAUCCGCUACAAUGUCUCCCUUGAUGCGCCCAUCCUCAUCCUGCCUCGCACCACCGACAGCCAAGAGUUCAUGCAGCUGGGGCUGGGGCACAUGGGCAUCAGGAGCAGCGUGGAGUGGCGCGGUGGCAAGUCCAUUGAGGAUGCUGGUGCUGUGCGCUGCGAUGUGAUUACAGUGGAGAGUCGUGACGUGAGUCUGCUGGUGGGAGCGGAGGGCGUGGCGGGGGCGGCCAUGAUAGAGCGCAUGGCGGGGCUGACACUCACCAUCCAGCGCCAACUCAGAGACCUCUUCAAGAAGCUGCCCACCUACCAGUUCCACAUCCACAUGGGAGAGCUGAGGGUGGUGAUGAGUCACCGCGAGUACCUCAUCAUCUGCGACUGCCUCUUUGCCAACCUCGCCGAACCCCCUCAGCCCCCACCCUACUUCCGCCUCCCCCCUCCUUCCGCUUCCUCCGCCUCCUCAUCCGCCCAGCCCGCCGCCCCCCCCUCCUCGACCCGUGUCACAAGCCCCGCCUCUCCCUCGUCCCCUCGCUCGCCCACGCCCCCAUCCUCGCCGCCCCCUGCUGCGGCCGUGCCUGGGGGGCAGGCGCAGGGGGCACAAGGGGAAGGCGGGCAGGGGAGGGGGGGCGAGGUGGCGAAGCAAGGAGGGGCGGGGGCGGCGUUCACGUACUUCAGAGUGCUGGUGGACGUGCAGCACGUGCAGAUGGAGCUCUUCACCGGCCACACCCGCGACUCCUCCCUCGCCCUGCUGCAGGUCAGCCACUCCCUCGCCCUGCUGCAGGUCAGCCACUCCCUCGCCCUGCUGCAGAUCGAGGGCCUAUGGGUGGAGUACCGCACAACCAGUGCGCGGGAGAUGGAGGUGAUGCUCUCGCUGCCCACCAUGGCCAUCAUCGACCGCCGCGCCGCCACGCGCCAGGAGCUGCGCCUCAUGAUGGGCUCCGCCCUGCAUGCCCACACCCACACUCCGCCCGCCCCCUCGGGGCACGGUGCAGUGCCGGCAGGGGCCAAGGCAGGGGGGGCGGCAGAUGAGGGCGGAGGGGGCGAGAGGGGGGGAGGGUCACCGCCGGUGGCGCUGAGCAUGGUGGUGCUGAACUACUCCUCUCGCCCCGCUGCACGCGCCGUGGUGCUGCGCUUCCAGCGCCCCCGCGUGCUCGUGGCUCUCGACUUCCUCCUCGCUGUCACCCACUUCUUCUUCCCCUCCCUCGCCGCCUCCUCUGGCAACGACACUGACAGGGACGAGCGAGAUGACCCCGCCAGCCUGGCUCACGCUGUGGUGCUGACAAGUGGCACGACGCGACAGGCGGAGGCGGUGGUGGCGGUGUCGCCGCAGCGGCAGCUGAUAGCGGAGGCGGCAGGGGUGGAUGAGUACGAGUACGAUGGGUGCGGGGGGGUGCUGCGCCUCCUGCCCUCUGACUCCCAGGGGGGCACAGCUGUGCCGGCGGGCAAGGCGCAGGGCGAGGGUGUGGCGGGCGGGCCGGUGAUAGUGGUGGGCAACGGGAAGCACCUGCGCCUCAAGAACAUCACUGUGGAGGUGCGCCCCACUCUCCUUGCCGUCUCUCACUUCCCUUCCUGCCCUGCUCUUAGUGCGUGGGCGUGGGAGCAGAGUGUGUACCUGGGCUGUGACAGCAGCUUCUCCGCCGACCCAGAGGACGGCGUUGUGUGGCGCCACACCCCCCCCGCCGCUGGGCCCCCUGCUGCUGCGGGCGCAGGCAGCAGAGAGGGCAGCGGGGCAGAUGCAGGGGGUGCGGCCGCGGGUGGGGAGGCAGAGGUGCCUCCGGAGCAGACCUCAUUCUCCUUUGACCUUCAGGCGGUGGGGCCAGAGCUGACGUUCUACGACAGCACCAAGUGGCCGGCUGGCAUCCCCUUCCGCCCCGAGAGGAUUCUGCGCGCCUCCUUCGACGUCAGCCUGCUGUACGCAGCGAAGGGGAUGGACACGUGGGUGAAGGGGACGGUGAGGGGGCUGCUGGUGGAGACGGCAGCGGGGCUGGCGGUGGUGGAGCCGGUGGACGCCCACUGCGAGCGCGAGUGCGUGGCCGGCAAGACGUCCCUCGAGCUCGCCUGCACCGACGUGUCGCUGCGCCUGCCCUUCCACUCGCUGCGCCUGCUGCACCGCCUCCACGCUGACGUCGCUGCCGCCCUCAAGCUGGGCGGCGGGCCCGUGGCCGUGCGCUGCCGCCAGUUCGACCGCAUCUGGAACUCCUGCACGAACUCACAGGAGGGAGGGGAAGGAGGGGCGGGCGAGCAGCCCAUCACGCUGUGGCGGCCGUGUGCGCCUGCAGGCUAUGCCAUCCUGGGCGACUGCGCCACAGUGGGGGCGGCACCUCCAGAGCACGCGGUGCUGGCGGUGAGCACGGCCUUCAGACGAGUCAAGCAGCCCCUCGGCUUCUCCCUGCUCUGGUGCUCCCACCCCGCUGCCGCCACUGCCGCUGCGACCACUGCAGACGGGGCAGCGGAGGUGGCAACGGGCGGGGAGGGAGGGGACGACACGCACUGCCGCAUCUGGCUGCCACUGGCACCGCCCGGCUAUGCUGCGCUGGGAUGCGUGGCGGCCGUGGGGCGAGCGCCGCCACACGUGUCCACGGUGCACUGUGUGCGCAGCGACCUGCUCACUCCCUCCUCCCUCAGCGACUGCAUCUUCUACCGCUUUGGUGCCGGGUCGCCUACGAGUGACGCUAGCGACACGGAGCGGGGUGGCGGCAGGGGGGGAGGGGCGAGCAUGUGGGUUGUGGGCAACUCCAUGCGCACCUUCUUCACCUGCCAGGGCACGGCCCCACCACCACCCGCCGUGCUGAGGGACCUGAGGGAGGAUCUGCGUUUCCACCCCGCCACCACCGCACCCGACCCCGAUGAUGCCGACACCCAAGCCUCCUCAGAGUCCGCCUCGCUCACCCGCGUGCCCUCCGCGCGCGGAGAUUCACUUGGCCGCCUGCCCUCCUCACGCUUCCAACCGCCCCUCGCUGCCUCCGCGUCCGCACUGGGUAGUGCGGCAGGGGCAGCAGUGCGGCCGUUUGUGGCGGCUGCAAGCUUUGAGCGCGUGUGGUGGAGCAAGGGCGCGGCGGGCGUGACAAGCCACGUGAGCUUCUGGCGGCCCGCGGCAGUGCCGGGCUAUGCCAUGCUGGGCGACUGUGUGGCGGACGGCUUCGACCCACCUGACGCGGGGCUGUUGCUGCUGGACGACCUGGAAUCAGGCCGCGUGGCGGCGCCUCUCAGCUUCCUGCACAAGCUCACCCUCGCCCAACCCGCCUGGCCCGACGAGGCCUCAGUGUGGUUCCCCUUGGCGCCGCCCGGCUACGUGGCGCUGGGGUGCGUGGUGACGCGCGGCCGUGAGCCCCCUUCUGCAGCGCUGGGCGUGCGCUGUGUGCGAGCUGACCUGCUGGCGCCCAAGGGCUUUGCUGGCCGGCCUGCGUGGACUGUGGGUGUGCCGCCCAAAGGAGAGUCCAUCGCCAGCUUCUGGCCCGUCAUCAACCAGGCGGGCACGUUUCUGGUGCACAGCGAUGCGCGGCGGCCGCCACAGAGGAUGGGGUAUGGGCUGGCGGAGCUGGAGAGGCCGGAGCGACCCGACAACUUCGAUGCCAACCUGCGCACCCCCCGCGUCUCCCUCACCCUCUUCGAUGACGUCUCCGGCGUCAUGGUGCCGUGGGUGGACGUGACGGUGGAGGGCAUACACCUGACACUGCACGGCCGCCCACACGCGCUCAACGCAGUGGUGCUCACAUCAGUGGCGGCCUCGUCCUUCAACUCGCACCUCGCCCUCUGGGAGCCGCUGCUCGAACCCUUCGACUCCAUCUUCAAGUACGAGUGGGAGGGCGAGGGCAGCGAGGAGGCGGGGGCAGCGGGCAGUGUGCAGAUGCGGGUGACGGCAACGAGUGUGGUGAACGUGAACGUGACGGCCACCAGUGUGGACGCCCUCACUGCCGCCACGCAUGGGUGGAGCAAGCUCGUGCAGCACGAGGCUGAUGCCAGGCGCGCCCUGCUGCAGGGAGCAUCACCAGCAGCAGCAGCAGCGGCAGCAGAAGGGGAAGGAGUGGGGGAGGAGGGCGGAGAGGAGGGGGGAGUGGCGGUGGACCGUGAGGACGCCCUGCGAGUGCUCGUGGACAACCGCCUGGGCGCCCCUCUCUAUGCACGCUCCGCCAAGGACGCCUUCGCGCAUCUCUACACGCUGCCGCCCGCCCACACGUCGUCCGUGCCGCUGCCGCCCUUCCAGUUCCCCGACAUGCUGCGCCCCUCCGCCCCUGCCGGUACAGGCGGCAAGCGCCGGCGCAGCACACGGCGCUUCAUGGCUCUGCGCCUCAUUGAGGGGCUGGACCUGCCGGGCAGCGAGUUGAACGGGGAGGACUUCAUCUGCAAGCUGCGCGUGGCGGAGGCGGGCGCACAGCCGCUGGCCAAGGGGCAGCAGCUGCCACAGACUGCCCGGUCGCGCGCCAUUCGCCCCGCAGGGGGACUGGCAUGCCCCCAUGGGCGCGAGGGCAUGGGGUGUGCUAUGCCACUAGGAGAGGUGCAGGGCGGAGCGGGAGAGGGCGGGAGAGCAAAGCUGUGGCGAGUGCAGUGGAACGAGGUGUUUGUAUUCGAAGUGCCGGCCCAGAAGGAGUCACGGCUUGAGGUGGUGGUGAGCAACCAGGCAGCCAAUGCGGGGCGAGGGGCCACGGUGGGCACGGCGGCUGUGCCCAUGACUGCUGCUGCCGCGCCCACCCUCUCCGACUGGGCUGCUGUCACGGACGCCCUCGGCAUUGGCGGCCUCUCCCCCGCCUCCCAAGCCACUCAGCACACCCUGGUGCUGCAGCCGCCCAAGAGGAAGCAGCAGCAGCAACAACAUCAUCAUCAGCAGCAGGCCUCGCCUCGCCUGCGCAUCGCAACCGUCUUCUUCACAGUCGGCCCCAGCGGCCAUCUGCUGGCCCACCAGCAGCAGCAAGAGCAGGCAGUGGCGGAGGCGGGGCAGGAGCAGCCGGACUGUUUGAUCCAGCUGGCGUGCCGCCCGGACGGCGAGUGGUGUUGGGUGCGCUCCAUGGCCGGCAUCAUGACGCUGGCGCUCGCCCUGGAGGGGCGGCCCGUGGCGGCGGAGCUGGGGGUGCGGGGGGGACUCAAGUGCGUCACGCUGCGCUCGCUGGUGCUGCUGCGCAACGCCACGGACGCGCCCGUGGACGUGUGUGUGUGCCCCUUCGUGCUGCUUGACUUUGCAGACGAGGACGCGGAGGAGGAGGUGGAGGAGGAGAGGUACGAGAACCAGCGCUACCAGCCCAUGCUGGGGUGGGGCUCGCUGUGGCCCGGCCACUUCAUGCCCGGCGACCCGGCGCGCUUCUCAGCGCUGGACCUCUCCCACGCGUGCCAGGACCUGCCAGAGGCGUGUCCGCGUGGGUGGGCGUGGGUGGGCGCGUGGCACCGCGACCCGGCAGCACCCGGCGAUGUGGAGGGGUGGCUGUAUGCGCCGGACUUCCGCUCGCUGGCGUCGCCCGACGCACUGGCGAAUGUGGCGCACAGCAAGGGCCCCUUCGACUUUGUGCGCCGCCGCCGCUUCACGCGCACAAGGCGCCGCCUGCCACGCCCGUCGGGUGCGCCCAAGGAGCACGUGCGCACGACACUGGGGACACUGGCUCCUGGGGACUCCCUGUCGCUUCCCUGGGGCUGCCUCUCCCCUGGCUCCGACUGGUGCCUGCAGGUUCGGCCAAAGGCUGCUGCAGGCUCGGCAGGCAGCAGCAAAGGAAGUGAGAAGUACGGGUGGAGCCGGCUGGUGCCUGGGGCGCCGGGCAACGGCGGAGAGGGCAGCGCAGGGGUGGGCAGCAGGGCGGAGGCGGCGCGGCGGCAGCAGCUGGCGACGGCGUUUGUGCUGCCGGACCUGAUGCGGGCGGCGUCGUGGGAGAAGGGCGGCAAGCGCGAGGAGCUGCUGCAGUGCCGCGGCACGCGUGGGUGCUGGUGGUUCUGCCUGGAGGCCGAUGGGGUGAAGCUGCAGGGGGGGGAGGGCGUGGGGGCGGCGGGGGUGGUGGACUGGCGGGUGACGCUGCGGGCGCCAGUGCAGCUGGAGAACCGGCUUCCGUGCAGCGCAGAGUACUUUGUGUGGGAGAAGCCCAGCAGCAGCGCGGCCCAGGGGGUGGGCAGCAUGGUGGGCAUGGGGGGUGCGUCACGGUCGGUGGCACGGCAGCACGGAGUGGUGGGGCCAGGCGAGGCGGUGUAUGCAUACAGCAUUGACAUCCGCUGCCCUGUGCUGCUCUCCUGGCUGCCUCAGGGCGGCUGGAAGCAGGAGAAGGACGCGGUGCUGCUGUGGGACCCGCUCACCCACGAGGUGCCGGGGGGCUUCUGGAUGACCAACGUGCAGAACAAGCGGCGGCUGCACGUGAAUCUGGAGGUGAGUGGCGGGGCAUCAGAGGCAUCAGCGAGGGUGGUGCGGGUGUUUGUGCCCUUCUGGCUCGCCAACCACUCCUCCAUGCCCCUCGCCUGCCGCAUUGUCGAGAUCGAACCCCCCCCGGGCGCCACAGCAGCAGCGGCGGCAGCAGCGGAGUCGCUGUGGCAGAUGCCCACGCGCUCCCUCUCCUCGCGCGCGCUCAGCCUCACCGCCUCCGCCAGCACGCGCGAGGCCGUGGCAGCGGCGGUGGCGCCGGCGGUGGCGGCGGUGGGGGCGAGCAAGGUGGUGCGAAGCCUGGAGGACAUCGAGGAGGCGCCGCAGCAGCAGGCGGUGAUGCUGUCGCUGCCCUCCGUGGCCAACGUGGGGCUGGCCGUGGCGCUCUCCAAGGGGGGCGUCUUCAGCUCCGCCAUCCCCCUCACCGCCUUCCAGGACAAGAUGGAGCGGGCGGACCUCAAGGCGGUGGACGCAGCAGGCAGUUAUCUGCGCCUCUCACUGUCCCUCGACAUGUCCUCGCUGCGCUACGAAGGCACCAAGGUGAUUCGCCUGCAGCCGCACACGGUGUUCUCCAACCACACGGGGCGGCCGCUGCACAUCAGGCAGGCGGGCGGCAACAUCGUCCGACACCUGGCACCUGCUGAUUCGAUGAAGCCCAUUGUGUGGGAGUCCAUCUGGCUGGCUGAACACUUGCAGGUGCGCAUCGACGGCUGUGAUUGGAGCCGCUCAUUCUCAAUCGACGGCGACGGCAGUGUCUUCGUUGUUAUGCGCCACGCCGUGCAACCCAGCCGCCCACCCUCCAUAGGGCGGGCGGCAUGGGACGGCAGUGGGCGGCGGGGGCGGGAGCUGCUGCUGGCGGAUGUGGUGGAUGGCGCCAGUGCAUGCCGCUACCACGUCGUCUUCACACUCGCUCCCCCCUAUGGGCCCUACAAGAUAGAGAACCGCUCGCAGCUGUUCCCGGUGCGGUACCGGCAGGCGGGGGCAGGGGACGACGCGUGGGAGGCGCUGCAGGUGGGGGCGGCCAAGUCGUUUGCAUGGGAGGAGGGCCGCGGGCUGCGCCUGCUGGAGCUCAUGGUGGACGGCGCAUACUCCUCCACGGCACGCCGCGUCGCCAUUGACGACCCUGCCGUGCUCGAGCCCGCCACCAACGCAUCUGGCCGCCCCGUCGCGCCGCUGCUCGUCACCAUCGCCAGGGAGCCAGCGCCGUCGGGCGGGGGGUGCGUGAUGCGCGUGUGCCUGCACGACUGGCGCCCCUCCGAUCCCUCCCUCGUGCACCUCGCGCUCUCCCUCACGCCCUCCUCCCUCCUCACUGCCCCUCCCCCCGCCCUCACGGUGGGGAGCGAGGGGGCCAGCGCGGUGGCGACAGCGGAGGGGGCGGGGGGCGGAGGGGAGCGGCGGGUGGUGGUGGUGGUGGAGGUGGAGGAGUGCGGCGUGUCGGUGGUGGACGCCACCCCCGAGGAGCUGCUCUACAUCUCCAUGACCGGCGCCCUCCUCUCCCUCGACUCCACCUCUCCCACCUCUGCCCGCCCAGGCACCUCGGGGGGAAGUGGUGUGAGCCGGGUGAAGCUGCAGGUGGGGCAUCUGCAGAUCGACAACCAGCUGGCUGUGACGGCCAUGCCCGUGUUGCUGGCACCUGAGGAUCCACCUGGGGUGGUGCAGCCGUACGUGCUGAAGCUGACUGUGGCAAUGCGCCCGGCACGGGACGAGGAUGAGCAGUCCUUCCCCUACAUCGGCUUGCAGCUACCGAGUGCGGCAUGGCUGGUGAACAUCCACGAGCCAAUCAUCUGGCGUCUCGCCGACAUGGUCAAGCGCCUCUCCGCCCACCGCCUUGACGCCCCCGCGCUCCCCACCUCCGUCUCCCUUGAUCCGCGCGUGCACGUUGGGCUGCUGAACAUAUCGGAGGGGCGGCUGAAGCUGACGAUGGCCAUGUCACCGCUGCACCGCCCGCGCUACAUGAUGGGCUUCUGGACCUCCGUGCUCACCUCCAUGGGCAACACCGAUGAGAUGCCGAUCCGCCUGUCCCCGCGGGUGCGGGAGGGGGUGGUGUUGCGGCGCAGCCAGGUGUGGGCGGAGGCGGGGCGCAGUGUGAGCAACGACCUGCUGGCGCAGCCGUUCCGCCUGCUGUCGGGGCUGGACGUGCUGGGCAACGCCAGCAGCGUGGUGGGGCAGGUGAGCAAGGCGGUGGCGGGCAUGAGCAUGGACCGCGCCUUCAUCCGCGCGCGCCACAAGCACGACGCCAAGGCCGCCGUGGGGUCGCUGGGCGACGGGCUGCGCGAGGGCGGGGAGGCGCUGGCCAAGGGGCUGUUCCGCGGGGUGACGGGCAUCCUCACCAAGCCCAUGGAGGGCGCACGGGACGGCGGCGUGGAGGGCUUUGUGGCGGGCGUGGGGCGCGGGCUGAUCGGGGCGGCGGCGCAGCCGGUGAGCGGCGUGCUGGACCUGGUGAGCCGCACCACCGACGGCGUCAACGCGGAGCGCGCUCGCCUCUCCGCCGCCAUGACCGCCAAGCUGGCUCUGCGGCGCCGCCGCCUGCCGCGUGCCAUCCGCGGCGACCACGUGGUGCGGCCGUACGACGAGUACGCGGCGCGCGGGCAGACCAUCCUGCAGCUGGCGGAGUGGGGCGCGCUGACGGGGGCGAGCGUGUUUGACAUCCGUGAGAAGGGCAAGUUCGCCCUGAGCGACGCCUACGAGGACCACUUCCACCUGCCGGCGCGCCGCAUCCUCAUGAUCACCCACCAGCGCACCAUGCUGCUCGAGCAACCGGGCGGUGGAGCACUUGCGGGGGGUCGCAAGCCGGACCUGACUCGGGAGGCGUGCAGCAUCGUGUGGGCUGUGGCGUGGGGCGACCUGCUGUCUCUGGAGGUCAUGCGCGGCCGCGAUGAGCCGCCCUCCGCCCCGCCGUCACGUGUGGUGCUGCAUCUGCGGGAGUGGUCAGCAGACGUGCGGCUGCUGGACGCCAAGGAGAUUGCCCGCGUGGUGCUGUGCCAGGUGGGCACGGAGCAGGCUCAGCAAGUGCGAGACGCCAUCCAGCGCGCCCUCGACCAGUUCGGCCCCGAUCGGGCCACCGUCGCCGCUCAGACGCGCAAGCGGCGGCAGGAGAGUCGACCGUACACGGGGGCGGGGGCGGGGGCGGCGUCUGGGGCGGCGUUGGGGCUGCUGGCGGGGCCAGCGGCGCCGGUGGUGGUGCCGGUGAUGGCGACGUUUGGAGCGCUGGUGGGCGGCGCGGGGCAGGUGAUGCUGGAGGCCGACAGCCAUGGCGACCUCGCCUCCCCCUCCGCGCGCCACCGCCCCUCCCUCGCUGCUCCUGCCUCCGGCCCCGCUCGGCCGCGUGCCAUGACGGGCAGAGGCAGCUCCGGGGACGUGGUAGGGGCGGACGUGAAUGGGCCGCCUGCCAUUGUGGUGAAGGCAUUCAAGCUGAUGUGGUGGGACAAGGGAGCGGUGUGGAGCCAGAAGUUCCCCGUCUCCAUCUGGCGCCCCAUCCUGCGCCCAGGGUAUGUGUCGGUGGGGGACGUGGCAACACCAGGGUACGACCAGCCGGUGAGGAGCACCGUCUAUCUCGACACCGGCGCCGGCAAGUUCGCUCCGCCUCUCGGCUUCGAUCUGGUGUGGCGGGACACGGACAGCGGGGCGUGCACGCCGGUGACGAUCUGGGCGCCGAGGGCGCCGGAGGGGUAUGUGGCGGUGGGGUGCGUGGCGGUGCCCGACUACUACGAGCCCGACCGCAGCGCCGUGGCGUGCGUGGCGGCGGGCGCAGUGGGUACGGCGGAGCUGGGGCGGCUGCCCAUAUGGCGCGACCGCAAGGGCGCAGCGCUGUGGAAGUGCAGCCUGUGGCAGGUGCACAACGCCGCGCGCACCUUCCUGGCACGGCGCGACCAUGAGAGCCCACCACCAGGCAUGGCCUUUGAUGUGAAGGUGGGGGACACACACACAGAUGCACGCAGUGCCACCUUCGUGCACACAGGGUAG
Closterium sp. Naga37s-1 is the source of this 15474-nucleotide messenger RNA. NCBI's taxonomy places the organism in Eukaryota, Viridiplantae, Streptophyta, Zygnematophyceae, Desmidiales, Closteriaceae. The record is from the annotation of a GenBank genome assembly.